AUGGGUGCUCUGUUCUUCAAUGGACUGUUCUUCAAUGGACUGUUCUUCAAUGGACUGUUCUUCAAUGGACUGUUCUUCAAUGGACUGUUCUUCAAUGGACUGUUCUUCAAUGGACUGUUCUUCAAUGCCCUUGAGGUGAAUUUUGCCAAACCCCAUGCUGUAGAGGCUGUGGAGGCUGUAGAGGCUCUGGAGGCUGUAGAGGCUGUAGAGGCUGUAGAGGCAGUGGAAGCUGUGGAGGCUGUAGAGGCUGUAGAGGCUGUAGAGGCAGUGGUUGUCCUUGUGUGUGCCCUCAUCUCUCCAGUUCCCGGAGGAGUGAUCCAAAAUGGCGCCCGCAUCAGAAGCCAGGGACUGUUUCCUGUCAUACGGCCCCUACCCAUCAGCCCCCUGGGGAGCAAGACCUCAGGCAUUAGGUCGGCUUUGGGGGACUACCUGACCCGCGGCCAAAGCUCCGCCCCCGACUCUGUCCCUCCCGGCGACGACCUAGGAGAGGACCACACCUACAGCUCCGGCCUCUCUCCCAGCAUGCCCUGCUCUUCCCAGGGCCCCUCCGGUGACCAUGACGAUGAGGGCGACAACGUCAUUGCCGUGGACCUCCGAGGGGUCAAAUCCGAGCCCAGGGAGGUUCCGGUGGACUCCGCCUUCCUAUCCCAGCAGGCCCGGCGAGCGCGGGCCACGCUGCCGUGGACGAAAAACCGCCUGCGAGCCCUGAGCGACACGCUGCCGCUGAAGAAGCGCCGCGCGGCAGAGAAGCCUCCGGAGAGCGACGACGAGGAGAUGAAGGAAGCGGCCGGAUCCCUGCUCCACCUGGCUGGCGUCAGGGCCUGUCUCAACAACAUCACCAACCGCAACGCCAAGGGGCAAAAGGAGCCCAAGGAGGCCCUCAGAGACUAAGGCAGGACACACACGUACACACACACAAACAUGUACACGCUUUCACACUCACAGACACAUUCUCUUUGUCUGUCACUCGCA
This is a messenger RNA of Hypomesus transpacificus, 972 nucleotides long. RefSeq names its product forkhead box protein N3-like. The coding region runs from base 1 to 891 and encodes 296 amino acids. The record is from RefSeq and is a predicted model, not a curated record. Gene Ontology annotation, biological process: regulation of DNA-templated transcription. Lineage: Eukaryota; Metazoa; Chordata; Actinopteri; Osmeriformes; Osmeridae. The transcript is spliced from 4 exons. Gene Ontology annotation, molecular function: cis-regulatory region sequence-specific DNA binding; DNA-binding transcription factor activity. Gene Ontology annotation, cellular component: nucleus.